Molecule: messenger RNA, 11873 nt
Organism: Marmota monax (woodchuck)
Lineage: Eukaryota; Metazoa; Chordata; Mammalia; Rodentia; Sciuridae
Gene: Akap9
Product: A-kinase anchoring protein 9
Exons: 47
Coding region: 248-11359 (3703 amino acids)
Biological process (GO): maintenance of centrosome location; regulation of Golgi organization; positive regulation of peptidyl-serine phosphorylation
Cellular component (GO): synaptic membrane; centrosome; Golgi stack
Molecular function (GO): molecular adaptor activity; potassium channel regulator activity; protein kinase A regulatory subunit binding
Source: RefSeq, a predicted model, not a curated record
CGCCUCACUCUGUGUUUACGUGGAGACGAAGAUGGCGGUGGCGACCGCUGUACUCGUGUGGACGAGGACGAUUCGCCAGUGAUUGCAGCGACUGACUGUUUUUGUUACGGGGGUGGGGGGAGGCAGCUCCUGGCCGAGCCCUGCGGCCUGGGUCGCGGAGCUAGCCGUCCCACCUCGGUCUGAACCGAUUUUUCCUUUCUACCCCCGACCCCCUCCCCGUUCUUUCCCUGCCUACCCCGCAGAAGCCAUGGAGGACGAAGAAAGAAGGAGAAAGGUAGAAGCUGGCAAAGCGAAGCUUGCCCAGUUUCGACAAAGAAGAGCUCGAUUGGAUGGACAAAACCCUCAUAAGAAGCCAAAAAAGAAGAAAACCUCAAGCAGUAAAAAUGAUGUUCAUGGCUUGAAUAUUGAUCAAUCAAAGAGUGAGGAGAUGUUCAUAAAUAGUUCUCAGGGUGUUGGAUCAGCCGUGAUGCCUGAAUCCACAAUAAUGAGAACUCUAAACAAUGAAGAAAUGCUUAAGCAUGAGCAGGUCUUUUCUGUUGAUCCGGAAAGUGAGAUUUCAACCACAGCAGAUGAUUACACUUCGGAGGUAAAUGAUUGCUGUAAUGUGGUGAAAACAAGAAAGCCUACCAAUUUAUUAAUGGAAGAAGAAUUUGGUGUCGUUGAUUCUUAUUCUGAACAAGGCGCACACUAUAGUGAGACUCGCCUAGAGUUGAUAGAAAACGAAUUAGUUGGGAAACCUGAACAUGAGCCCGAAGAACUGAACAGAGAACUGGAAGAAAUGAGGGCCACUUAUGGGACUGAAGGAUUGCAUCAGUUACAAGAAUUUGAAGCAGCAGUUAAACAAAGAGAUGGUAUUAUCACACAGCUCACCGCCAAUUUACAACAGGCAAGAAGGGAAAGGGAUGAAACGGUGAGAGAAUUUUUAGAGUUAACGGAGCAAAGUCAAAAAUUGCAGAUUCAAUUCCAACAAUUACAGGCUAGUGAAACUCUACGAAACAGCACUCACAGUAACACAGCUGCAGAUUUACUGCAAGCCAAACAACAGAUUCUCACUCAUCAACAACAGCUUGAAGAACAAGACCAUCUAUUAGAAGAUUAUCAAAAAAAGAAAGAAGACUUCAAAAUGCAAAUUAAUUUCUUACAGGAGAAAAUUAAAGUAUAUGAAAUGGAACAAGAUGAAGUAGAAAAGUCAAAUAAAAAAGAAUUACAGGAAAAGGAGACAAUCAUCCAGGCGUUAAAUAUAAGAAUAAUAGAAGAAGAAAAAAAGAAUCUUGAGCUAAAAGAUCAAGUCACAGCCACUGAAAAAUUAAUGAGAGAAUUACAAGAACAAAUUGCAAGUAUGAAAUUAGAGCUGGCUAAUUCUAAGCAAAAAGAAAAACAAUGUUCUGAAGAAAUAAAACAGUUUAUGGGUACAGUUGAAGACCUUCAGAAAAGACAUCAUUACACAGAUAGCCAGUUUGAAUCUGAUGUACAGAGAAUGGUGGAACAAGAAAUGCAGAAAAGAUUAGAACAACUCCAAGCAGAGAUGGAUGAAAUGUAUGGGCAACAGAUAGUACAGAUGAAACAAGAGUUAAUAAAGCAACACAUGUCACAGAUAGAGGAACUUAAAGCACAACAUAAGGAGGAAAUUGAGAGUGUUUUAAAAUCACAUUUAAAUAUUACAAUUAAUGAAGAUCAAAUAAAGUUAAUGAACGUGGCAAUAAAUGAACUGAAUAUGAAAUUACAAGAUACUAACGCUCAAAAGGAAAAACUCCAAGAAGAACUAGGAAUAGUUUCAGGAGAAAAAUCUACUCUGCAGAGACGACUUGAUGACCUUUUUGAAGAAUUGAACUUUUUAAGGGACCAAAUUCAGAGAGCUAGAAUGAUAAUAGCUGAACAAGAAAGUCAACUGAAUGAAGCACAUAAGUCCCUUAGUACAGUGGAAGCUUUAAAAGCUGAGAUUGUUCUGGCAUCUGAAUCUAGGAAAGAACUAGAGUUAAAACAUGAAGCAGAAGUUACAAAUUACAAGAUAAAACUUGAAAUGUUGGAAAAAGAAAAAAAUGCUGUAUUAGACAGAAUGGCUGAAUCACAAGAAGCUGAAUUAGAGAGGCUGAGAACACAGCUUCUAUUUAGUCAUGAAGAAGAACUUUCGAAACUAAAAGAAGAUUUAGAAGUUGAACAUCGAAUAAAUAUUGAAAAACUUAAAGAUAGCUUAGGCAUUCACUAUAAACAGCAGAUAUAUGGCUUACAAAAUGAAAUGAGUCAAAAGAUAGAAACAAUGCAAUUUGAAAAAGACAAUUUGAUAACUAAGCAGAAUCAGUUGGUUUUGGAAAUUUCAAAACUAAAAGAUUUACAGAAGUCCAUCAUGGAUUCAAAAUCAGAAGAAAUGACCCUUCAGAUGCAUGAACUCCAAGAGGAAAUUGAAAUAUUAAGACAAGAAAAAAAAGAAAAAGGUACGCUUGAACAAGAAGUUCAGGAAUUACAACUUAAAAUUGAAUUAUUGGAGAAAGAAAUAAAGGAAAAAGAGGAUGACCUUAAAGAAAAGUUUUCACAACUUGAAGCAGAAAAUAACAUUCUUAAAAAUGAGAAAAAAGCUAUUGAGGACAUGUUGAAAAUUUAUGUUCCUGCUGAACAAGAAGAAAAAAUGAUUUUCAUUGACUCCAGCAAGUCCAUAUCCAAAGAUUGUAGCUGGCAAAAAGAAAUGGAAAUGCUUACAAAAGAGAAUGAGGCCCUCAAGCAACAGUGUAUUCAGCUAAAUGAAGAAAUUGAAAAGCAAAGAAGUACAUUUUCAUUUGCUGAAAAAAAUUUUGAAGUUAACUAUCAAGAGUUACAGGAGGAGUAUACUUGCCUUCUCAAGGUAAAAGAUGAUUUAGAAGACAGUAAAAACAAACAAGAAUUAGAGUAUAAAAGUAAACUUAAAGCACUUAAUGAAGAGCUUCAUUUACAAAGAAUAAAUCCAGCUACAAUCAAAGUGAAAAGUGCCAUGCUUGAUACUGACAAAGCUUUUGUCGCAGAGCCAUUAGAAAUCUGUGAAGUUGUUGAGAAAGAUACAACAGAACUUAUGGAAAAACUUGAGGUAACCAAGCGAGAAAAGCUAGAAUUGUCAGAGAAACUGUCUGAUCUCUCUGAACAAUUAAAACAAAAACAUGGUGAGGUUAAUUUUCUCAGUGAAGAAGUCAAAUCUUUAAAGCAAGAAAAAGAGAAAAUUCUAUUGAGAUGUCAAGAGCUAGAACUCCUAAUUAACCAUCAUAGAGCAGAAAAUAUAAACAUGUGUGAUGUUCAUUUAAGCUCUUUACAAGAUGGAAUAGUAACUAUUAUAAGCAGGGAUUCUCAAGGAUCAUUAUCUAAUGUAGGUGAAGAUUUUGGAGAAGAAUCAAAAACAGUAGUGGAAGAGAAAAUUUCUUUUGAAAAUGUGGCUAUUAGAAGAGAAAGCAAGCAAGAACAGUUAUUUUCACCAUCAGUAACAAACGAAUCCUCACCUGGAACAGAUCAAUCAAGUGAAAAUGAUAAACUCCAUCAGGAACUUUAUGUACUUAAAUCAGAACAGAAUGAUUUAAGGCUACAGAUGGAAGCUCAGCGCAUAUGCCUUUCACUGGUUUAUUCAGCUCACGUGGAUCAGGUUCGUGAAUAUAUGGAAAAUGAAAAAGAUAAAGCUCUUUGCAAUCUUAAAGAGGAGCUUAUUUCUACUCAAGAGGAAAAGAUCAAGGAACUUCAGAAAAUAUACCAGUUAGAACUACAGAAUGUAAAAACACAAGAAACAGAUACCAAAAAAAUUAAACAACUUGAAGAACAAAUUCAAGAAUUAGAAAACUUCAUAUGCUUUUUGCGCCAACAAUUGAAAGAAACUGAAGAAAAUCAUAGGGCAGAAAUUUAUUCUCUACAGGAGAAGCUGCAAGCCAUUAGUGAGGCCAAGGUGGACCCAAGCUUCUCUGUUGAUUCAGUGGUAAUUAAAGAAUCUGAUGUACAGAAAUCAGUAGUACAUCCUGGAAAUUAUCUAAAAAAGAAUAUUGAUCAUGCAAUAGAGUUUUCUAAUGAAUGUGGAAUGAAACAAGAAACAAAUAUGGUUCAAUUGUUGGAAAAACAAUACCAAGAAAGAUUAGAAGAAGAAAUAGCUAAGGAUCAAAUUGAUCUUCAGACCUCUGAUGCAUUGGACAUGAAAUUUAAAGAAGAAUUUAAGCCACUUAGUAAAGAGUUAGGAGAAGAUGGAGAAGUUCUGUUACCAAACAGUGAUCAUCUUGAUGAUGUAGUAGAAUCAGAGGUCCACCAACUAACUAUUUCAGAAGAAAUGUUCUCCAAAGACAAAACAUUUAUAGUUAGCGAAUCUAUUCAUGGUAAGAUGUUGGCAUCAAGCAUGGAUGCUUCUAGACAAAUGAUGUCAAACGAAGAACAGUUGGAAGAUAUGAGGCAAGAACUUGUACGACAGUAUGAAGAACAUCAACAGGCCACAGAACUGUUGAGGCAGGCACACAUGAGACACAUGGAGCGACAGCGAGAGGAACAGGAGCAGCUACAAGAAGAGAUUAAGAGACUUAAUAGACAGUUAGCCCAGAGAUCCUCAUUAAAUAACGAAAACCUGGUUUCAGAAAGAGAAAGGGUGCUUUUAGAGGAGUUGGAAGCACUAAAGCAGCUGUCUUUAGCUGGAAGAGAGAAGCUGUGUUGUGAGCUGCGCAGCAGCAGUACGCAAACACAGAAUGAAAAUGAAAACCAAAGGGAAAUUGAGGAACAGACGUUGAAAGAAAAGGAAAUGGACAGAAAACCUGAAGAUGUACCUCCUGAUAGUCUGUCCAGUGAAAGGUUUGCACUCCAGAAAACUAAUAACAGACUUCUGAAGAUCCUCUUAGAAGUUGUAAAGACUACCAUAGCUGUUGAAGAAACUAUUGGCCGCCAUGUUCUCGGGAUUUUAGAUAGAUCUAGUAAAGGCCAGUCAUCUGUCAGCCUUAUUUGGAGGUCAGAAUCAGAGGCGCCUGUAAAGUCAGGUAUCCAAGAGGAACACAUAAGAGUUAUAGACAGAUCCAUACCCUCUUAUUCUGGAAGUGAUAUGCCAAGAACUGAUAAUAGCAUGUGUUCAAAAGUAACUGAGGAAGGAACAGAAUUAUCGCAGCACCUUAUAAGGAUUGGUUUUGCUGGAACUGAAAUAGAUCCUGAAAAUGAAGAAUUAAUGCUGAAUAUUAGUUCUCGACUACAAGCAGCAGUUGAAAAAAUACUGGAAGCUCUAAGUGAAACUAGUAGUCAGCUUGAACAUGCAAAAGUUACACAAACAGAAUUGAUGCGUGAGUCAUUCAAACAGAAACAACAGGCAACAGAGUCCCUUAAAUGCCAAGAAGAACUGCUAGAGCGCCUUCAUGAAGAGUCUAGGGCCAGAGAACAGCUGGCAGUGGAGCUCAGUAAGGCUGAGGGUAUCAUUGAUGGCUACGCAGAUGAAAAAACUGUUUUUGAAAGGCAAAUUCAGGAAAAAACUGAUAUAAUAGAUCGCCUUGAGCAGGAGUUGUUACAUGCAGGUAAUAGGUUGCAAGAAUUGGAAGCAGAACAACAAGAAAUCCAAGCAGAAAAAGAAUUAUUGUCAAGACAGAAGGAGGCAAUGAAAGCAGAAGCAAGUCCAGUUGUACAACGACUAGUAGAUGCUGCAGUCGAUGCAGCACCUGAAGCAGAAUUACUACAUGAGACAGAAAAAUUAAUGAAGGAAAAGCUAGAAUUGCAAUGUCAAGCUGAGAAAGUACAUGAUGAACUUCAAAAACAAAUGAAAGCUUUGGAAAUAGAUGUUGAAGAACAAGUCAGUUGGUUUAUAGAGAUGGAACAAGAAAAAAAUGCUGAAGUAAUGGAUUUAAGACAGCAAAACCAAGCACUGGAAAAGCAAUUAGAAAAAAUGAGAAAAUUUUUAGAUGAGCAAGCCAUUGACAGAGAACAUGAGAGAGAUGUGUUCCAACAAGAAAUACAGAAGUUAGAACAACAACUUAAGGUUGUGCCUCGAAUCCAGCCUGUUGGUGAACAUCAAACUAGAGAGGUUGAACAGUUAACAAAUGAUCUAAAAGAAAAAACAGACAAGUGCAGUGAGCUGCUUCUAUCAAAAGAACAGCUUCAGAGAGAUGUACAAGAGAGGAAUGAAGAAAUUGAAAGGCUAGAGUUCAGAGUGAGAGAACUGGAACAAGCCUUACUUGUUAGCACAGACAAUUUUCAAAAGGUAGAGGACCAGAAACAAUUUGGAGCCUUACAAGCUAAAGCAGAAUUGUCUCUAGAAGUGCAACUGCAAGCUGAGCGAGAUGCUAUUGACAGAAAAGAGAAAGAGAUAACAAACUUAGAAGAACAACUAGAGCAAUUUAGAGAUGAGCUUGAAAAUAAAAAUGAAGAAGUUCAGCAACUACAUAUGCAAUUGGAAAUACAGAAAAAGGAAUCCACUACCCGUCUACAGGAACUUGAACAAGAAAAUAAAUUAUUCAAGGAUGAAAUGGAGAAAUUGAAAUUUGCCAUAAAGGAUCCUGAGGCUAUCUCUACUCAUGACCAGCAUAUGCUAUUUGGGAAAUUUGCUCAAAUAAUACAGGAAAAAGAGGUAGAAAUUGAUCGAUUAAAUGAGCAAAUUAGAGACUUUCAUCAACAACUUAGACUUACAACAGAUAACAAGGAUUUUGAAGAAAAAAAUGAACUGAUAAGGGAUCUUGAAGUCCAAAUAGAAUGUCGGAAGAGUGAUCAUGAAAGUUUGAAGAAAAAUAGAGAAGAAGAAACAGACAAGCUCAAUGAAGUGAUUGAAAAACUUCAGGAGGAAUUGUCAUAUAUUGAACAGAAUAUGUUGGUGGAUACCAGUUCCCCCUCAGAACAAGAGGACAGCUUGAAACAUCAGUUGGAAAAGGUUAUAGCUGAAAAGCUGGCUUUGGAACAGCAAGUAGAAAUCACUAAUGAAGAAAUGGCCUUCACAAAAAAUAUACUUAAAGAAACCAAUUUUAAAAUGGAUCAGCUAACACAAGAAUUAGUCAACUUGAAGAGAGAACAUGACCAUAAGGAAAAAAUCCAAAGUGUACCAGAUGAAAGUGUUAGCAUGACUAUAGAUGAUCUCAGCAAAGACCAACCCAAACUGGAAGUAAUCCAUAUUGAAGAUGUUCUUAAACCCCCUAAGAACAAGAUGUAUCUCAGAUCUUUUGAAGAAAGCACCAAAGUUUCCAGAAAUUUGGAAACAAAACUGCUACAGCUUGAGAGCUCUGUUAGCGCAAAGGACUUAGAACUUAUCCAGUGUUAUAAACAAAUAGAAGACAUAAAAGAACAAGGCCAAUCUGAAACAGAAAUGCUUCAGAAGAAGAUCGUAAACCUACAGAAAGUACUUGAGGAGAAAGUAGCUGCUGCUCUUGUAAGUCAAGUCCAACUUGAGGCAGUUCAGGAAUAUGUGAAAUUCUAUCAAGAUAAAGGAGUAGCUUCAUCAGAACUUGAAAAGGAAAAUAUGCAGAAUUUAAAUCAAAUAACAGAAAACAAGAUGGAGUCAGAUAUGUCUGCAUUAACCUUGAGAAUAUCAGACUUAGAAAGACAAGUGAUUGAAAUGCAUACUACUUUGAUUUCAGAAAAAGAACAAGUAGAAACUGCAGAGAAAAAUGCUUUGGAAAAAGAAAAGAAGCUGAUAGAACUGCAGAAGUUGUUGGAGGACAGUAAGAAAAAACUAGAAGGAAAAGAAAGGAAAAGAAGCCCUCACGGAGAUUUUGUUCUCAAGACAACUACUGAGUUAAUAAAUGCCAGUGGAGAAAGUGGAUUUUUUGAAGAACUUGAGGCUCUUAGAAUCGAGUUAGUGGCUACCAAAGAAGAACUUGCCACUUUCAAAGAAAGGACAGAAAAACUUCAAAAAGAGCUUUUGGUAAAAGAGACAAAUAUGGCAUCUCUUCAGAGAGAUUUAAGCCAAGUUAAGAAUCAACUUGGUGAGGAAAAAAAGAAAUUAUCCCACUUCUUAAUAAAAGAGGAUAAGUCUGAAGUACCAACAAAUAGAAACAUCUGCUUAGAGCCACUUCCUAUUGAAGUAGGUAAAAACACUGCAUCCCAAACGGACCAAAUACUCAAGGUCAACAUGAGCAACCAGACUCCACAAAUUCUUGUUAAAAAUGCAGGAAUUCAAAUUGAUGUACAGACUAGCUGUUCCUCAGAAAAAGUCUCUGAAAUAAUUAGGCAAUUUACUGAAAGAAUUGAACGCAUACAAGAACUUCAUGCCUCUGAAAUUUUGGAUAUGCAAUCCAGACAUAUUUCAGAAACUGAAACUCUAAAGAGGGAACAUUAUGUUGCUGUUGAGUUACUGACAGAGGAGUGUGGUACAUUGAAGGCAGUGAUACAGUGUCUGAGACCUUUUAAAGAGGGAUCCUUGAUUCCUGAAAUAACGUAUUCUAAUGCUUACCAAACUAGAGAAAUAUAUUCCAGUGAUUCUGGAUCAGACUGGAGUCAGGGAGUUUAUCUUACGCAAAAUCAGGGAUUUGACACAGCAUCAGAAGGACGAGGAGAAGAAGGUGAAAAUUUAACAGAAUCAUUUCCAAAGAAAAUAAAGGGAUUACUGAGAGCUGUUCAUAAUGAGGGCAUGCAGGUGCUUUCUCUCACUGAGUCACCAUGUGGUGAUAGAGAAGAUCAUUCUAUUCAACAGAUUUCAGAAUUUUGGCUAAAAGAGAGAAGAGCUUACCUUAAUAUCAUCUCAUCUCUUAAGGAUUUAAUUACCAAAAUACAAGUGCAAAGGGAAUCUGAGGUUUAUGAUAAUUCUCAAUCUCAUGAGAGCCUCCCGGACUGGCGAGGGGAAUUUCUACUUGCUCUCCAACAUGUUUUCUUAAAGGAGCACAAUGUUUUGCUAGCUGCAUUUCAGACUGAACUGACAGCUCUAGGCACUAAAGAUGCAGUUGGAUUAUUAAAGUGUUUGGAACAGCGAAUACAAGAACAGGGUAUUGAAUAUCAAGCAGCUAUAGAAUAUCUCCAAAAAAUAGACAGAAGAAGCUUAUUAUCUGAAAUUGAAGUACUACGUGCUCAAAUUAAUGACAAGAAAAUGACCUUGAAAAGAGAACAAGAAAAUGAUAAACCAAACCUAGAACUUUUGGAAUAUACUAUGCAGCAGAAGCAGUCUCAAAUUCUGGAGAUGCAAGUGGAGCUCAGCAAUAUGAAAGACAAAGCAAGUGAACUUCAAGAACACCUGAGUUCAGAAAAAAUGGUAGUUGCUGAACUAAAAAAUGAACUUGCACAAACGGAAUUGGAACUUGAAACAACACUCAAGGCACAGCAUAAGCAUCUAAAGGAACUAGAAGCAUUCAGAUUGGAAGUAAAAGACAAGACAGAUGAACUACGUUUGCUUAAUGAUACACUAGCAAGUGAACAGAAAAAAUCAAGAGAGCUCCAGUGGGCCUUAGAGAAGGAAAAAGCCAAAUUGGGACGCAGUGAAGAGAGAGAUAAAGAACAACUUGAGGACUUGAAAUUUUCACUUGAGGAUCAAAAACAGAGAAAUAUUCAACUAAACCUACUUUUGGAAGAACAGAGACAACUACUAAAUGAAUCACAGCAGAAAACAGAAUCACAGAGAAUGCUAUAUGAUGCCCAAUUAUCAGAAGUACAAGGCCGAAACUUGGAGCUUCAAGUACUUCUUGAGUCUGAAAAAAUUCGUAUUCAAGAAAUGAGUAGUAUUCUAGAUAGGGAACGGCAGUUCCAUGCACAGCUACAUAGCAGUGACAGUAGUGGGCAGCUUCGGUCAUCAUUACCCUCAGAUGACCUACUUAUAGAGCUACAGAAACAGCUGGAGGAAAAACACCGUCGUAUAGUAGAGUUGUUAAAUGAAACUGAAAAAUACAAACUGGAUUCUUUGCAAAUGAGACAGCAAAUGGAAAAAGAUAGACAGGUUCACAGGAAGACAUUGCAGACAGAACAGGAGGCCAAUACUGAGGGGCAGAAAAAAAUGCGUGAGCUCCAGUCCAAAGUUGAAGAUCUUCAGCGCCAGCUGGAGGAGAAGAGGCAACAAGUUUAUAAGUUAGACCUUGAAGGAAAGCGAUUGCAGGGAAUUAUGCUGGAAUUCCAGACACAAGAACUAGAACGAGAAGAAAAACGAAGUAGACGAAUUCUAUAUCAGAAUCUUAAUGCGCCAACCACCUGGAGCUUAACUAAUGAUCGAACAAGGAAUUGGGUUCUUCAACAGAAAAUAGAAGGAGAGACAAAAGAAUCAAAUUACCCUGAAAUGAAUGGAGGAGAAACUGGUUAUAACCAUGAAAUAGAAAUGCUCAGACAAAAGCUUCAACUUGUGGCUUCAAAACUGCACCAUCUAGCCCAGAAAGCCUCUAAUAGACUACAGUUUGAAACAGCAGAUGAUGAAGCUUUCAUUUGGGCACAGGAAACUAUUGAUGAAAUUACUUUACAAUUACAGAAAUUAACUCACCAACCAGGUGAAGAGCCUACCUUAGUAUUACCAGGUACUUCUGGGUGUUCAUUGACUGAAAGACUACUCAGACAAAAUACUGAACUGACGGGAUAUAUCAGCCAACUGACUGAAGAAAAGAAUAAUUUGAGGAAUGUGGUCGUGAAGAUGGAAGAGCAGUUGAAGCGCUGUCAACAGACAGGAACUGGUGGAGAUUAUUCUUCUAGGUUUUUAUUCUGUGGUGAUGCCAACCUUGAAGCCAUUAUUGCUUCUGAAAAAGAAAUAUGGAACAGAGAAAAAUCAGCUCUUCAGAAAACCUUAAAAAAAACGGAAGCUGAAGUAUAUAAACUGAAAGCUGAACUGAGAAAUAACACUUUACUUCAGAAUCUGAACACUGAUUCUGAAAAUACCUCACUAAAGAGGACUUAUGGUAAAUACUUGAGGGCAGAAAGUUUUCGUAAAGCUCUCAUUUAUCAGAAGAAAUACCUGCUGCAAUUAUUGGGCGAAUUCCAAGAAUGUGAGGAUGCCACCAUAACGCUGCUUGCCCGGAUGGGGGGUCAGCCAGCCUUCACCAAUCUGGAGUUCAUCAGCCGCCCAAAGGGCUUAGCCAGAUUUCGUUCAGCUGUCAGAGUGUCCAUUGCAAUUUCACGAAUGAAAAUUUUGGUUCAACGGUGGCAGCAAGUCACAGGUUCUGGUUCCACCAAUGUUAACAGGGAUGGCUUUGAACUGAAUCCAGGUGCUGAAAAGACUGACCCAUUUUAUCAUUCUUCUGGUGAACUAGAGCUAGAUGGAGAACCAAGACAUACAACAUACCGCUCAAGAUCAGAUCUGGAUUCUCCUAGGUGCCUUUUACCGUUUCAAAAUAGGUCCCCAGGCACCCUAGCUGAUUUAAAUCCUGGUUCCACAGCGUGCUCUCACCUUCAGAAUUAUGAUCCUGAUAGAGCCCUGGCAGAUUAUAUCACUCGGCUAGAGGCACUACAAAGAAGACUUGGAACUGUACAGACAGGUUCAACUACUACAUUUCAUGGUGGUAUGAGAAGAUAAUACUUUAAAAACAUCAAAAGUUGAAGUGAUUUUAAACAAAUUCUCUUUUGUAAAUCGAAGAUUCUUUUGUGCUUUUAUAUUGUGAAUAUUUAAUGGGACCAAAACAAACACAGCUUAUGAUUGUAUCAGAUCUCUUGCACAUGAAAACAAACUGGAAUUUGUACAUACAAGCAUUGUGUAUGUAUUCAUGCACAGUAAUCACUAAAUUACAUGUAUAUUUGCGGAAUGUUAAUUUAAAUGAUUAAAUUAUAAACCUUGUGUAUUUAUCAAAUGGGUGAAAAGAUUAAACUUUUGCCGAUAUGAUACUGCUGAAUGUGUAGCUUGCGGUGUCCUGCACUUUUCAUUUAAGGCUACUGAAAUUACAUGUUUCUGCCUAAUAUAUUUGCUACUGGUGAUGAAGACAGAAGAUAUCACUUGUACACACCUAUUUUUGUAUAAUGGUAGAAGUUUUGAAUUUUAUGGGGUAUUUUGUCAAAGCACUGAAAAUAAAAAUGACUUCACCAUUUUCACCACA